AUGACGUUUUUCCACGAGCUAGUCCACCAUGACCUGCAGGCCCUCAGGAUGUGGGGGGGACAGAGGUCAGGGUCCUGCGAGAGCCCUUCUGAUGUUGUUGCUUGUCUAUUGGGUGGUCCACUAGGAUGCCCACUGGGCCCAGCCUCACUGUCCUCGUCUUUGUGUGCGCAGGGAGGGAACAACGCCGGGCACACGGUGGUGGUGGACUCUGUGGAGUACGACUUCCACCUGCUUCCCAGCGGCAUCAUCAACCCCAACGUGACCGGCUUCAUCGGCAAUGGAGUGGUGAUUCACUUGCCUGGUCUCUUCGAAGAGGCAGAAAAAAAUGCCCGAAAGGGAAAAGGUCUGGAAGGCUGGGAGAAGAGACUUAUCAUCUCUGACAGAGCUCAUAUCGUGUUUGAUUUCCACCAGGCAGUUGAUGGUGUCCAGGAGCAGCAGAGACAGCUGCAAGCAGGGAAGAACUUGGGAACAACGAAAAAGGGCAUUGGGCCUGUGUACUCCGCCAAAGCUGCUCGCAGUGGCCUGAGGAUAUGCGACCUGUUGUCUGACUUUGGGGACUUCUCUGAAAGGUUUAAAGUCUUAGCCCAGCAGUACAAAUCAAUGUACCCGACCCUGGAAAUUGAUAUAGAUGGAGAGCUAGCAAAAUUGAAGAUAUACAUGGAGAAGAUCAAGCCGAUGGUGCAAGAUGGGGUGUAUUUCAUGUACCAGGCUCUGCACGGGCCGUCCAAGAAGAUCCUGGUGGAAGGGGCUAACGCAGCUCUCCUAGAUAUAGACUUCGGCACUUACCCCUUUGUGACGUCCUCCAACUGCACGGUGGGGGGCGUGUGCACGGGCCUGGGGAUGCCCCCCCAGAACGUGGGCCAUGUCUACGGGGUGGUGAAGGCCUACACCACCAGAGUAGGGAUUGGGGCCUUCCCUACGGAGCAGAACAAUGAAGUGGGCGAGCUGCUUCAGAAACGGGGGAAGGAGGUCGGGGUCACCACAGGGCGCAAGAGGAGGUGUGGCUGGCUGGACCUGGUGCUGCUGAAAUACGCCCACAUGAUCAACGGCUUCACUGCUUUAGCUCUAACCAAAUUGGACAUCUUGGAUGUGUUUCCGGAGAUUAAAGUUGGUGUUGCCUACAAAGUAGACAACGAACUAAUACCUCAUUUUCCAGCGAACCAGGAAGUCUUGCAGAAAGUGGAGGUGCAGUACGAGACUUUUCCCGGCUGGAACACCGAUAUUUCUGGGGCCCGGACCUUCGAGGAGCUGCCGGAAAAUGCGCAAAAAUAUGUGCGCUUCGUUGAAAAACACCUUAGUGUGCCUGUGAAGUGGAUCGGAGUGGGGCAGUCACGGGAGUCGAUGGUCCAGCUGUUCUGAAGACUGGGACGGAGACGCACUCCCCGGACCUGGCUCGCAGUCGGUGACGGCGGCGCACGACCAGCGGACCCCGCCGGGUCAGAGGCACGCAGGCCUGGCAGCAUGUCGCCAUUCGCCAGUGUUGGGACUUCUUAGUUUUCAGCAGCAGCAUCAUAGAUCACCAACUACGUUCUACAGGCACUCGAUCCAAGUGUGCCUGCAGCAGCGUACCUGUUUUCACACAUAGACGCGUCUUUUCAACAUCACCUGAUGGGUAACCGAGCGGGAUUGGGCUGGAGGGUUUCUCUGGGGUGCCUGAAAUAAGACUCCGGUUGCACUGCAGUUUGGGCCUGAUCAAGUGUGCUGAGCUAGCUCCUCUUUACCUUAAGUGAAGUGCAUUGAUAGACACGGAGCAAAGCUAUAUAUGUAGCUGCUUUUCUGCACCUUCAGUAAAAUUCACGUCAGGCCCUUGAGCUGCUGUAUCAAACUGCUGUGCAGUGUUUCUUAUUUCCACCCCUCUGUAGCAGACACCAGGUGACUCUAAAUGGAGUUCCGUUCCAGGGUGGGACUGCCAGUGAUCACACCAGUACAGACGCUCUCCGCUUGCCGGAAUCAAUUCGGUGCUCCGAGCUGAGCUUGCUGAAGUGGCGGCUCGCAGGAGCAGGGCCCCCCGGCAGCCUCUCAGUAAUGGUGUCUGUUUCUCAUCGGGCGGCGCGCCUUUGUGUCGCCGCCGUCCGUCCCCUCUCUCGGCAGACAGACGAGAGCUUCAGCAGCGCUCACGAUGGGUGCGGUGUUUGGUGCCCGCACUUCCCGUUUUCCCAAACGGAGAGCCCUCCCCAGAAAUCGCUGUGCACCCAGGUGGGCUAUUUUAAAAACGGGAAACUUACUAUUUCUGAUAAACUAAGAGGUUGCAGGGGUUUUAAAAUCUGAAGGAUUCACUAAGGGACCUUCAGGUGCUGUUAAUUUUUUUAAAUGUAGUUUGCGGAGUAUGUUUUCUGUAUGUUGUGCCUCUUGUUCUUCAUCUAGUUCAUCAAGGGCUGCAUCACCUGCUUUUUCCAAGAAAUCGGGAAUACUAUAGCAUUCUGAUUUUUCUCCCUUCACCCCUUCCAUGUUUCUUGUUUGACAUCAUUAAGCCAUAUAGUUGUACAACAUUUUUCAUAUGGUUUCCUGGAAUGAGAUAUCAAACCCCCUUUGGCAAAGGUGUUGAUGCCUCACUUGUUCUGGAGGCUUGUGAUGAUGUUGACCAAGUUUGGUAUUGGCAGUAGUAGAGAAAAGCAGCCAUGUUCAAAAUGUCAGGCUCUAAGGCUAUAAGAGAGGAGGUUUGUCGGGAUUGGCAUAACAAAAGAUGUCCAUUUAUGGUGAUGUUUUUUUAAAUAUAUUUCUAAUGCUCUUAUUUUUAGAAGUGCACUGCUUCUAAGAAUAAAAUAUUUAUAUGUGGUAUAUCAUUGGAGUCUUGGAAUUAGCAGCCUUAAAUGCAAAAUAAAAUCCUUGGGUUAUAUUCAUUGUCAUAAAUAAAGCGCAUUAAGGGAUGUUUUGGGAAGUUAUGCAGUUGUUUCUGUGAGUUUUGUAUGGGAUGUGGUUUUCUAGCUCUUUGGACACUUUGCCCCCAUUGCUCCCAAACAAACCAAGUGUGCACUACCAGCAGACUUCUUUUCCUGUCAGGAAAUAAUCGGUUUAUCAUGAGAAGCUAAAGGUGCUGUAGGAAAGGCUCUUUUCAGUUCACAGCAUCAUCUUUUUGUCUGAUCGACAAAAACAGCAUCCACAGAAAUAAACAAAUCACACCAAAACGGCUUAGAAUCCUGCUCGGGAAUGAUGAGGUUUCCCUGUCUAAGGUUAGAAUCAUGUGUUGAUUACAGUCCAUCAUCGCGUUAAACUCUGAAUCUUUUUACACAGCCAUGCCAUGCACACUGCAAUUAACAGUUACAACAGCAUUCAUCCAGUGGAACCUGACAGACUGUAGACCUUGUUGCUGUUAAAACUUUUUUUCUGUCAGAUGUUCAGUAGCAACGGAAAAUCAUUCUUAAAAAAAAAAUAGCUGAUCGUAUUCAUCUUAAAAGCUUGUGGAAUAAAGCCCAGCUCGUUGUCAACUAGUUUUGACUUUCCUGUUACAUUGUGUUUAUAGUGUUCAGGCUCAGUUAUUGUUGCCAGUUUUUCCGGGGGAUGUUAUGUACUCAGGACACGACGGCUAUUCCUGCCUCAUUGUGGUCCUGAGAAGACCUGUAUGUACUGUAGUAGCUCUAGAAGUUUGUCUCGUUAAAGGUCCGUGUAGAGGUUUUGAAUGGAUCGCCCCAAGGUCCAGCAUGUUUGGAUGUGUGCUAUACAGGUCCAUUUCCAUAGUUUCCCUCAGGUGUCACGGAGGAGCUGAAUAAACAGAACUGUUAUUCAAGUACUAAGUCUAUUAAAAAUAUGCGUGGAAUGUCUGAUGUGCUUUUACAGGCUGAUGGACUACAGAAUUUCAUUAAUCUUUUUCGUGAUGUCUUAAACAUAUUGUACGUGGGGCAAAUAUGCAUUAUUCUUAAAGGGCAUGACUUAUAUACUCUAAACAAUGGGUCUUCAACCCUGGUCCUGAGGAGCCCCAGCAGGUUCUUCUAGGUUCCAGCUUUUAAAUCCAUUUCCAGGAGGCCUGGGAUUUUCACAACAUUAAUUGAGCAGGUGGUAUGUUCGGUUAAGUAGAGAUCUCAAGGACCAGUGAAUCCUUGACCGAACCAUUAUGCGCUGAAUCUAAGGUGUUCUGAAACAGGUGUUCCUGGUCUUUGGAUAACAGGAGAUUUAGUAAGAACCUGUAAGAAGAUCGACUGGGCCUCUCCAGAGCCCGGAGUAGUCCCCAACUCUGAAUUGUGGGAACUACCACUGUUUUGCAGGAGGAGUUUGGGGGAAAAAAAUCUGUUCUGGGGGGGUAGAGAGUGUGCAGUCUAGCUUUUUUUAACCUGAAAUUUAUGUGCUGGCAGUUUUCAGAUCACAACUGUUUCCUUACAGGUUGGGUGAAAUAAAAUAUUUUGUUUAACCGAUUCUGGUGAUGUUCCAUUUGACCAAGUCAGAUAAUUUGUCUCAUUACACAAGUGGCCGGCUGCUUUUAAGUAGGCCGUUCUUUUCUUCAGGUCUCCUUGAGAUAUUGCCCAAAUGAUGGUUUCUUACAGAUUGCUUCUUUUAAACAAAAUAAACUAUUUUGCUUUGUCACUUUAACCAAAACACCAAAUUCUGAAAUCUCAACAAUAUUUGUUUAUCGUGGUAGCAGUAAAUUUCAUAGGAGAUGAUAGGAGUGAUUUUCCUGGUCUCUAGUUCCGGAUGGGACUGAUGGCUUAUUCAACUGCAGAAAACGAGGCCUCGUCCCCAUGAAUUCCACUACCUCUCCCUCUUUUCUUUGGCUUCAUUUCUAUGUGAAUCUUAAAAUUGUGCUCUUUGGCUAAAAUUAAGUGUAAGAAGGGACCAAAAAUGUCAGGCUGUUUUGGAAUUUUGUGGGUGGGUAGGGUGUUUUCUUAAAGGGGAACUGCAAUGUUAUUUUUAUAUUUUGGGGUUAGAAAGACUCAGCAUUGGUGAAUCUUUUCACACCACAAUGAAACUAAAAUGCACACAGUGAUGUGUAAAACCUCCAAUUUACAUCAUAAAAUAAUUUACAGGCAUGCGCAGCACCAUAUUCUGCGAUUCAGAAUGAGGCAAAAAUACUUCUGGUGACGUGUUGGGCUCUAUUACAGUGUAAAGAAGCAGGCUUGUGAAUACAUCUCUUUUGAUCCAAUAGAAAUAUUGCUCUCGAUUCUUAGACGGUUUUGCAGACAAGUACUUGUUAACUCUACAUGCAGAUCACACUGGAACGUUUCUGCGGUGAAAUUUCUGCUGUACAAUCACAGUACAUCAGUCAUCAGUGACUAGUGAGCAGGAAGGGCCGCUUCAUGUCACAAUUCUCGUGAGCUCUGCUCUCAUCGUGGCGAGACCAGGGGUUUGUGACAACAAUGCCAGUGAUGCACUACUUUCACUAAAUUCACAACUUUGCGCUUAAUUUGUAAAAUUUUGCGAUAACUUAAAUUAAUUUGUUUUGCUAACAAAGAUUUUAAAAACCGGUCUGAGAAAUUGAGACUGCAGUUCCCCUUUAAAAUUCUUACUCUUACACACAGCUUUUAUGUGAAUAGGGGCAGAAAUAAAAUGUUUCCAAGGUUUGUUUUUGUGAAAAACUUCUGCUAUGUCAUGUUUUAAUUUGCUCUGUUUAAUUCAUCGCCAGUCAUAAUCUGGAACUUCAUACAUUUAAAAAGGGACCCUGUACCUUGUGUUUCAUGAAAAACUUUGGCUUCUCAAAAGUCAGCUUUGAAUGUAUAUUUGUGGGUAAGUCCAGCAAACACCCGGCGCCUGUAUACAAUUUGCUUCUAAAAACUUAUCUCCAGAGCAAAACCUUGUUUUCUUGUCCUGUAGCUGCCUGAAUGUAUUUUAAUGUGUUUUGGCAUGUAAGCGUUUAAAUGGGUGAAUUCA
Lepisosteus oculatus (spotted gar) is the source of this 5796-nucleotide messenger RNA. Lineage: Eukaryota; Metazoa; Chordata; Actinopteri; Semionotiformes; Lepisosteidae. The record is from RefSeq and is a predicted model, not a curated record.